AUGCGAUCGAUUUUGGGUAACACCGAGGGAGCAUCAGAUGUCGAAUGUCUCGGACUCCUCAUCAACUUGGCUUGUGAUCGAAGAGCAGCUCGGAGUCUCGGUGAACCAAGGGGAAUCCGAAUGCUUUUUCGCCGCGCCUUCGCAACUCAUGAUCCACUACUUAUGAAACUGCUGAGAAAUCUCUCCCAGUUCGAGGAAUUACGACUCCAUUUUGUGGACUACCUGCCAGAUCUUGCCUCAGUAAUUGUGCGUUUGGAAGGAGAGCUUUCUCAAAACGCGGAAUCAGAAAAAGAAAAGGAUGACAAGAGCGAGUCAGCUGACUCUCAAGAUAGUGACGCCGACAACAUUGAAAAUAUGGAGGACUGUUUCUCUCUUGAAUGCCUCGGCGUAAUGGCAAAUUUGCAACUGGAGGAGUUGGACUUCGCUCGCAUUCUUGGGGACCUCGGUCUCCUGUCUUGGGCCGAGAAAGUAUUGACGGGGGUGGGGCAUAGUCAUCACAAAGACGACCUCAUGUUGGAGGUCAUUCGAAUGAUCGCAACCGCCUGUAUUGAUGUCGAAGCUGCUAAGAUGAUAGCACUAAGUGGAAGCCCUGUGAUUCCCAUGCUGUUGAAACUUAUAAAUUCCAGACAGGAGGACGAUGAGGUCGUCUUUCAAAUUCUCUGCGUCUUCUAUCGAAUUCUUCGUCACGAGGAAACCAGACAGCAUCUUGUCAGUAAUACGAAGGCACCGAACUACAUUUUUGACUUGAUGCAUGAUGAAAAUGAGGUGAUAGGGAGCAUCUGCAACGCAGCCUUGAAUAUAAUCGCGGACUGUGACGAGACGUGGGCAGAGACCAUACGGGCGGAACGCUUCAAAUGGCGCAACUGCCAGUGGCUCCAAAUGGUAUCGGAGGUGGAGACGAAGGGCUACGACAGAGAGGAAGGAGGUGAGGAGGGAGAGGAAGAGGAGGAGGAUUUCUUACCCAAUCACGAUUUUUUGAUGGCCUCGAGCCUUCUCGAGGAUGCUGCUGAUUGGUUCGCAGUACCACCACCAUCGCCACCACCUUCUUCCCUCGAUCAUGUGAAUUUUGACCCCGAUUUCAAGUUUAGUACUCACGAUUUGGCUGCAUGCUAUGGAGAUGAGGAUGAAGAUGCUGCAGCGUGA
Echinococcus granulosus is the source of this 1143-nucleotide messenger RNA. RefSeq names its product Kinesin-associated protein 3. Gene Ontology annotation, molecular function: kinesin binding. The coding region runs from base 1 to 1143 and encodes 380 amino acids. The record is from RefSeq and is a predicted model, not a curated record. The transcript has 6 exons. Gene Ontology annotation, cellular component: axoneme; kinesin II complex; ciliary transition zone. Gene Ontology annotation, biological process: cilium organization; microtubule-based movement. Lineage: Eukaryota; Metazoa; Platyhelminthes; Cestoda; Cyclophyllidea; Taeniidae.